This is a messenger RNA of Soboliphyme baturini, 264 nucleotides long. The record is from the annotation of a GenBank genome assembly. Lineage: Eukaryota; Metazoa; Nematoda; Enoplea; Dioctophymatida; Soboliphymatidae.
AUGGACGCGGUUUGUUUAAUCGGAAUUAACCGACCCGAAAAGCGCAACGCGAUCGACUACGAAACGUCGAGGCUUUUGCUGAAAGCCUUCGAAGCGUUUCAUAAAGACGACUCGCUCCAUGUUGCAGUGCUUUACGGCAAAGGGUCGCUUCAGAAAUUAGCGAUUACCCGAUCGAAACUCAAGAGUUUAAAGACUACUUCGAAAAUACUUGGAUUGGCCGUCCAGAUCGACUUCUGGCACGAAGGCAACCGCGCUUCGCUCUGA